AGCCCAUGAGAGAGUCUUAGAUAGAGUUUCUCCCAGGCCUCCAGUGUUAUUAAUAAACACAAAGUGUGCCUCUGUUUUCCUGGAGACAGACACUGCAGACCUCUUCCUAACAGAAAACCGUGCUAACACAGUAACUGCCUGAACAUUUAGUCGGACUGCCAGUCAACAUUCUCUCAUGGAUGAUCAAAGCUCAGUACAGGAUGGAAACUCCAUGUUAUCUACUGAUGACUCACAUGUGCAGCUGAGACUUUCUGAAGAUAUCUCACCGAGCAACCGCACAGACUCUGAAACACUAGGUAGAUUUGCUCAAGAUCCUAUUCUACGCUCGGAACAGGUGGACAUGGAGAGCUUGGGUGAACUCUUUGAGCACUGCAUACAGCGAGUAUCCCAUCUAGAGAGGCAAAGAGAUGUGCUGAUACAGGAGCUUCUGGUUCUGCAGGAACCUAUGCAGCAAGUUGUGGGGCACCUGAGACCGAAGCUGGAGGGAACACGCAGGCUUCUCGCUCUGGCUCAGCUGGAUUAUGUUGCGGUUUGUGAGGAUGUGCAACAGGUAAAGAGGAAACUGUUCACCACAGCCAGAGACUGCAUCCAGAGCCAGGUGAAGCUAGCCGAGCAGGAGUACGAGGUGGCUCAGUCUGCUGUUACUCAGGAAGAACUCAAGGCUCAAAUUCAAAGUCUGACCCAGGAGUUGGUGCAGCUGGAGGACGCCCACCAGAACCAGCUCAAUUCCCUCCGUGAUCAGGCCACUAAGCCUUGCAGGCCCAGGGCCAUGAGUGACAUCAGCCAGUGUCGCCAGGCCUCCAUCAGACUGCAGCGAAGGCUCAGUGGCAGUGUGAAGAUGUUGGAAGGCUGGUACGAGCCUCGCCUCAUGGUUCUGCUGAAGAGAAGGCAGGUUGGGGAGGAAGCUUUGAGAAAAACCAGGGAGCAGGCAGUGGACCUGAGAACCGGGCUGAAGCCUCUGAGAGAGGAGAUACAGAGGCUGGAGGUGCAGAGAUCAUGUCUGGAACAGAGGAUCACUCUUUUGGAGACAGAGCGGCAGGAGAGCACUGCACAACAUAAGGAGACUGUGGAGAAACUAAGAAAGACUCUGAGAGAACUAGAAGUGGAGUUUGAAGUUCAGAGAAAAUCGAAGAAAGGCUUGGAAGAUCUUAAAGAUGGCCUUUUAGCAGAGCUGACAUUUCUGAGGGGCUGUGAACUCAGUGACAUUACAGAGGAAGAGUCAUAAUUUUCAAUUUCCAGAGGUUCCUCAUCAGACAUGAGACCAAAUCACAACGCUGACAUUACAUGUUUGAAAAUGCGGUCUACUUAAUGAAACGUCUUGUUGCUCGCUCACAUCCGACUUAACAUCUAAAGUGUUGUGCCAAGAAAACAAAGCAAACAGCUUUACUGUAAAUAUUUUUAUAUGAAUAUACUUAAGUACACAAAAGAUCAGAUGCAGAGAAAAUGCAGAGAAAAAAAACACAUACAAGUGACAACACAAUUUGGGGGAAUUUCUUACUACAAAUACCAGGCAAAUUAAAAGGAUCAACCUACAGUAUGUACAAUAACAUUUAAAAAUGGAUCUUCCACAGAAAUGUUUCUGCUCAACUAACCAAGAUGGAAGAAAUAAAACCAACAAAAUGCACACUUAGGUGAUCAUAAACAUGUCUGUGGUUUCAUCACGAGUCAGAUUUCAGUUCGAAAAACUAAAAAGAUCUAAAAACCUGAUCAUUAGAGACCUUUUCUUAAACAUGUCACGUGAUGACAUGGCAGCAUUUUAUUCUUUUAUUUUCUACAAAACACUGCUGCUCAAAAUGUAUUUUAAAAAGACUGCUUUUUCACCCAGUGCUGGUAAACGGAUCCAUUUUUAAUGAGCAGGUCAAAAGAAGAAGACACGUGGAGACCGGACUCAUGCCUGGACUUCUGAAUCUGCGGCACCUUCUGGGUCCUCGUCAUUGUAGAUAUUUUCAGCCUGCAGAUAA
Neolamprologus brichardi is the source of this 1961-nucleotide messenger RNA. The record is from RefSeq and is a predicted model, not a curated record. NCBI's taxonomy places the organism in Eukaryota, Metazoa, Chordata, Actinopteri, Cichliformes, Cichlidae.